Molecule: messenger RNA, 7864 nt
Organism: Corvus hawaiiensis (hawaiian crow)
Lineage: Eukaryota; Metazoa; Chordata; Aves; Passeriformes; Corvidae
Gene: MTF1
Product: metal regulatory transcription factor 1
Exons: 11
Coding region: 134-2329 (731 amino acids)
Biological process (GO): central nervous system development; positive regulation of transcription by RNA polymerase II
Cellular component (GO): nucleus
Molecular function (GO): RNA polymerase II cis-regulatory region sequence-specific DNA binding; DNA-binding transcription activator activity, RNA polymerase II-specific
Source: RefSeq, a predicted model, not a curated record
GGCCGCGCGCGGCCGGAAGCGGAAGUGGGUCGCGGCGAUCAUGGUGCCGCUGGGGCGGGGAAGGAGCUGCCGCCGGCACCCGAUGAGCCGUUCCGGCCGGAGCUCCCGGUAGCGCGGUGAGAGGCGCGGAGCCAUGGGCGAGAACAGCCCCGAGGGCAACGUCAUCUACUAUGAAGUGGAGGAAGACGACUUAGCCCAAGAUGACAAUAUGAUGAGGUUUGCUGACAAAAACGGGCUGGUGUCCUCCUCGUCCGGGACGGUCUAUGACAGGACAACUGUGCUCAUAGAGCAGGACCACAGUGUGCUGGAAGAUGAGGAGGAUGAAGGACAGUGUGGUGAUCACUUGCCUUUUUUACCAGAGGGUCAUGAAGAAGGAUUUCAUUUAAUAGCAGAUCAUGAAGGAAUGUCACAGGGUUAUGUGCAACAUAUUAUUUCUCCAGAUCAGAUUCAUCUAACAAUAAAUCCUGGUUCAACUCCCAUGCCAAGAAACAUCGAAGGAGCAACGCUCACUUUGCAGUCUGAGUGCCCAGAAACCAAGCGUAAGGAAGUUAAGCGCUACCAGUGCACCUUCGAGGGCUGUCCCCGCACCUACAGCACCGCUGGCAACCUGCGCACGCACCAGAAAACCCACCGUGGGGAGUACACGUUCGUCUGCAACCAGGAGGGCUGUGGCAAGGCCUUCCUCACCUCCUACAGCCUCAAAAUCCAUGUGCGGGUGCAUACCAAGGAGAAACCAUUUGAGUGCGACGUGCAGGGCUGUGAGAAGGCGUUCAAUACACUGUACAGGUUGAAAGCACAUCAAAGGCUUCACACAGGGAAAACAUUUAACUGUGAAUCAGAAGGCUGCAGCAAAUACUUCACAACGCACAGUGACCUGAGGAAGCACAUUCGAACACACACAGGAGAAAAGCCAUUUCGGUGUGAGCAUGAUGGCUGUGGGAAGGCUUUUGCUGCAAGCCACCACCUCAAAACACAUGUUAGAACACAUACUGGGGAGAAACCCUUCUUCUGUCCCAGCAAUGGUUGUGAGAAGACUUUCAGUACCCAGUACAGUCUCAAGAGUCACAUGAAAGGUCAUGAGAAGGGACAUACCUAUAAUGCACUUCCCAAUAACAAUGUGUCUGAGGAUACAAGUCACUCACUUUGUCUUAGUGAUUUAAGCCUCAUAUCAACAGAUUCAGAAUUGCGGGAGAGCUCUAAUCCAACUCAUGGACAGGACCUCAGCACAAUCUCACCAGCAAGCAUCUUUGAGUCUAUGUUUCAGAGCCCAGACCACACUGCAAAUCAGGAUGACUCUCAGCAGACAGCAGCUGCCUUGAUUGAAGGGUUUAAUGGCGACACGGACUCGGUUGCUGCACUCCCGCCCCCAGCAGGAGACGCAACCUCAUUGUCCCUCCCCCUGGUCCUGCAGCUUGGCCUCCCUGAGCCUGCGCAGGCAGCACUGCAAGCCUCAGCAGCACCUGCUGCUCCCUCUUCCAUAGCACCCAGCUCACAGCCAGCUGCGUUUGGGAAUCCUGCAACUGUUUUACAAUCCCCAGAAGUGCCUGUUCCUCGCAGCACACCAUUUGCAGCCAGUCACCAAGACUUCCUGCAGCACACCCAGCCUCCACCGCAGCCCAUUGUACAGGGACUGUCAGUGGUUGCUGGGGCUCCUGCCCCGACAGCCCCGAGUGCCGCUGAUCCCCUGCCAGCUGUAGUUCAGACUGUGCCUGUUGGUGCAAACCCUGUUUUGACCAGUAACCCCACUAUAACCAUUACUCCUUCUCCGAGCACCGCCAUUCUGCAGUCCAGCAUUGUCAUGGGAGAGCAGAACUUACAAUGGAUCUUAAAUGGUGCCACUGGUUCCCCACAAAGCCAAGAACAAAUGCCACAAGUUCCAAAAGUAGUAGAAAAGGUGUUUUUUACCACUGCAUUACCAGUAGCUGGUAGCACAGGAAACCCUGUUCAGCAGAUUGGUCUCAGCGUUCCUGUUAUUAUUAUAAAGCAGGAGGAGGCCUGCCAGUGCCAGUGUGCCUGCCGAGACUCUGCCAAGGACAAAGCCACCACCACCGUUAAGAAGGAAUGUUCUUCACCUGAUUCAAAAGCUUUGGAGCAGCCAGCUCCCCAGCUGCAGCCUCAGACCUUUCCUUCCUCCUCUGCUCCUCCUUCUUGUGGGCAGAGCAGUCAGAUAGUUAACCCUUCAGACUCCCAGACUGAAACAUUAAGUGCCAUGGAUGUAUCGGACUUCCUGUCCCUCCAAAGUCCUGAAACCCCAUCUAAUAUAAUUCCAAUCGAAGCACUACUGCAGGGUGAGGAAGAAAUUGGUUUGAGUAGCAGCUUCUCUAAGUGAAGAUGUUCCAGAUUUUCCUUUGCACCUGGAGGGUAUAAAACCUUCUCCUUAGAAGCAGAAACUGAAGGAUCGAUUCUUAUUCCUUCCUCUUUGGAAAUUUUGUGGCUUAUUUCUGCUUCACAGAUGUCAUCUUAGUCACGUCCCAGGUACAUCCACCUUUGAUAUUCUAUCUAAAAAAGAAAAGGUAAAAAAAAAAAAGAAAUAGCUAAGUUAUAUAUGAACUGUUUUGGCUGCACUGUCUGUCACUUUUGCUUGUCAUAUGUGAACACAGAAAUUAAGGUUACUUGUGUGCAAAAAGAUUUUUAAAAGCAAAAGGGGGGUUACUUUGUCUCCAAUUGCACAUCACUUAUGUUUGGGAUUAAGGUACUGGCAGCAAGUGGGUCUUUGUUACAACUUCUUGGGUCUCUAAUUUUCUCCUGUCUGUCAUGUCUGUACUAACCAUGCACUAAAGGGGAGCCCAGGAAAGGAGGCUGCGGGGGAAGGAAAUGGCAUAGCUGUAGGAGAGGAUUUAUCUGCAGUGUGAUUUGGAUGCGAUUGUCACAUACCUGAUGAGGAGCAUGUGGUGAGCACUGUGCCUGGUUUUGCUGUAUACUAAUGCUCUUAAUAAAGCCUCCAGGAGCUUUGGGGGGGGUUUAUUUCAGCAGGGCACAAGUACCUUGUGCCCCUGAUAGAUCUGUUCAUUUAAUUCCACUAGGACUCAAGUGUGUUGCAGACAUUGUGUCACAACAUGGAAGCACAGUCAGAGCCGCUGCUGGCUCUGGCUCCAGAAUCUGUUUUCUUGGCCUCUCCGAAGGGUACAGUGAGUCCCAGGUGUGGUCAGGUUGGUGCCUGCUGCUCUUUCGAUUUCUUAGGCUCUGUUCAGCAACAAGUCAUCAUCCUAACCCUGGGACUGUUGAAUUGGGAGCAUGGUGCCUUUGCUGGUUACUCUCAUCUUUUGUGAAGAACAACUCUUACGAAAAUUUUCAGAAAGAUUCAACAUAAAUUCAGAAUUUGAAUUUGAAUUCAGUGAGUCUGUCCUUCAGUUGUCCAUACAUGCUUCUUUUUUUUCCUGUGAGCUAUAUAAUUUCUGCCUGACUCUGCCUCCAGCCUACUGCAAUGCCAGCUUUUUGUGCACGGGGCUAUUUCUUGACUAAAAGAUGUUACGCAGCAGAGUAGUUUUUCAUAUCAAACUGAGAGUCUAUAUUCUAACCUACUCAGGGUAAAUCAAAUCCAAACCCCCCCCCUUCCACCAAAAAGCCUGUAAUGUUGCAAUAAAUGCAGUCUCAUUCUAAAUGGUUUAUUUAUGCUGCAUUAUUUUGAAAGAUGUAAUUUUAUAGUUUUUAUCCAUCUUUCUGGCUUUGGCUGUCAGUCUUCUUGUGUUAAAGGAAAGAAUAUUAAAUAGUCUUUAUUCAGUUUACAGUGUUGUCAUUAGUGAGAUACAAAGAUAUUGACUAAAGCCAAUUAGUAGGGAGUGUCCCUGCACUCAGUUUAGAAAUGCAAACUGUAGUGGAUAGAGAUCUUUUCACUUUUUAUGUUUGAUCAGAGCUGUUGUCUGUACCUCCAAGGAGGGGAGAACCCUGUGAGUGCUGCCUGGUGAUCAGCAGGUGUUUAACCCUCCUGUGACAUGCUCAGUGUAGCCUGACCAACACUGAGACUGGCUUCAGCGACCUCUCAUGCUGUUCCCUUGAGAAUGCGCUGCCCAGCCAUGGAUGGAAAGGGACUGAAGGGAACUGGUCUUCCCUUCUUGGACAGCUUGCUUUCAGUCAAGUGCAGAAGGGAAAAACAGUGUCCUGUGAGGGCAGAUGGUUGUGCCAGGAAUGCUCCGUGCCUGGGACACGCCAUACGUCUGUGCCAGGGCAGAGAGCUCGGUGUUGACAGUUGCAGGGAUGAACUUGAGGGCAGCACACAUGCUGGUGUUGUUUCCUCUGGGUGUGUGGCAGGGCUGUGCAGGGCUGUUGUAUAGCAGGGCUGCAAGUCCUGCAGCAACAGGGUUUGGAAUCCACAAAACAGGUUAACAAAGCAUUUCUUGUUUUGUUUUUGUAAUGGCAAUCCUUGGAGGGCAGCAAGGUGGUAGCCCCUUUGCUUUUCUCCUACAGCUUCAUUUUGUGCUGCAGUUGGGUUGCAUGGCAGCAAGAACUGCUUCAAACACAAACAAAAUAGUCCCAAGCCUCCAUGGCUAGGACUGUCCUCACAGAGGAGUCUCCUGCCAGCUAUUCUGCAUAGAGCUCUAUUUGGGAGGGGAUUGAGCACUGCCUGGAGCUGCUUGGAGGUCCCUCUGGUGCCUCUCACUGUGGCCUCGGGCAUUUUCUUUGGCAAAGUGCAGCUGUGGUGUUUGAGUGUGAGUGGGUGUGGAUGUGUGCCUGUGGGAGGCUGCUGAUGCAGGAGUGUGAAGAUUCCCCUGGAGUUGUGGAACCUCUUAUGGGGACAAGGGUCCCAGAUGUGGCCUGCACUGUGACAGCUGGGCAAUUUAGCAACUGCUUUUGAGCCUUCACAGCCUUCAGGGAGGCUUUUUUACCUUUUGCUACUUAUGACUCAGUCAACCUAAAACAUGCUUCUGGUUGGACCAGAGAGCAUCUUCAGAAAUUUUUUUGUGACUGAAAUGAGUAGAAGAAACUACCAAAGUCUCUGAACUGGGAGGCUCAAUGUGGAGCCGUGGUGAUGGGCAGCAGUGUCCAGGGUCGAUCUGCUGUUUCUCUUCACAGCUACUGGGUUUGUUUAAUGUGUUCCAGGAAAAACACUAUGUCCUGUUGAUUCUUUGGUGCACUGGGUUUGCCAUUGCCCCCUUAUAUGUGCAUCAGGCAGGCUGCAAUUCAGGUGGGACUGGUAAGAGCUUGUACUGAGGCAGGAGUGUGUGAUUCUGUGAGCACAUGGGCUGUGCAUCCACUGUGUUUUACAGGUGUGUGCUUUUGUUGUUUAUCAUUCAUCUGCUUUCCCGAGUGUUUGUGUUGCGUGUGUCUGAGAUGUUUUCACAUUUGCGUCAACUCCAGUGCUGUGUGAUCAGACUCUGCUCCAGGGCAGUCUGUGCCAUGCUGGGAUGGGAGGAGAUCAAAGGGUAGCUGCAGCAAAGCUCUGAGAUUCUGCAAGGCCAGGGAUUUUCGUGUCCUUUCCUUGCUGCCCCAGCAUUUAGCAUAUUCACUAUUACAUGGUUUAUUAAAGGGAGAGUUUCUGCCCUUACAGAUCUGGUGAGAUGUUGGAUUCCCAGAAAAGAGUUCAUGUGCUGGAGCCUCUGGGAACAGCAUGCCUGCCUCCACAAAGUCUGCAUGAACCCUUUCAAUUAUCAGAGAGCAAAACUGCGCUGCUCUAGGUCACUUGUUUUGUGCUAGUGGGGGUUUACUUGUAGUUUCUAGAUGAGUGUAGAAGCCUAAACAUGUAGAGGGGGUCAAGUUACUGACUUUGGUAGCUCUGGUCACCAAGUAAAGGACCCAAACGAGCAGACCUGGCAUGCAGCUGAAGGCUGGAGAAAUUGCUUUUUGUGCUUGUAGGUUUGUAGGGGGGGUCAGGGGGAGAGAAUCAGCACUGAUUGAAUGCUGGUACUGAAGUACAUGGAACAAAGUACGAGUUGGACACUUGUGUAAUGCUGAGUGUACCCAGGAAGACAAGUUUGCAGAACCUCAUACUGGUAUCUAAAAUGCACUUUAGGUUAUUUUAUCUUUAACCCAAUUGCUGCAAUUUCUUUUGUAUAUACUUUCACAAAGUUUAUUUUUGCUCUGAGUAAAAGUUAACAGGGGUGUGCAAAGAUGAGCACUUAACUUGGUGCAAUACCUGUAGCUAAAGAUCCUUGUCCCGUGUGGUCCGUGUGUCUGUCUGACAGAACAGGUGUGGUGGGUGUUGUGCUGCCCUUCCCCCAUGCCCCAGACAAAUUAUGCAUUGUUAGCAAACGUCCAAUCUAUGCAAAUAACCCUCUGAGAGCACUGUGCUUCAGCAGCCUUUUCUCUCACACUUUCUGGGGGCUGCUUGUCACCCUGUUGGACAUGCUGUGUCUCUUGAUGUGUGUCCUUCUUCCCCUGUCCUCGUUCUGUCACCCGCGUGGGAACACAAGUGACAAGCUGCUCUCAAACAGGCAUGUUGCACCUUUGAAAAUUGUCUUCAAGAUGGUUUCUGAUGUCCUGUUACUGCCUUAUUUCUUGGGGGUGGCCGUAGCCAUCCACAACAUUGUCCUUGAUCUGCAUCAAUGCUGUGAACUGUUUACAGCACUCCUACUCCAAGAUAAACUGGGUUCAGAGCUGGAGCCAGCCAGGCCCUUGGUGUAGAGCUGCAGGGAGAGCUGAGCUGAGGGUAGCUGUCCUUGGAGAUGAUUGGAGAUGAGCAGCUGUUCCUGGGUUGGUUCCUGAGCUGAGGCAGCCGAGUCAGUGGGGCAGAGGAGAUGAGAUCUGGUGUCACGUUCUCGCUUCCACCGCUGGCUGGGAGACACCGGGCAAGGCACAGAACCUCGCCGUGCCUCAGAUCCUCCCCAUGGAACAAGGACAGGGUGUUGUCUCUGUGAAAUGAUUUGAGAUCUGUGGGUGAAAAGUUCUUGGCAGGAGUUAUGUGAGCUAGCUGGGCAGAACUGUUGGAGUCAGUUUGGAUUGUAAGGCAAAAAAGAAGAGCAUGUCUUUAAUAAACCCCUGAAUUUCUGACUGCAGAGUUUUUAAUUGUAUACUAUUUUUUCCGUAACAUAUUUUGGAAGCAAUGUCAAAUUUUUAUAAAUGUUAUCUGUAGUCAAUUCUCAUGGACAGGGCUGAACUUUUAACUUUUUUGUGUCUUAUCUUGAUAUCUAUCACAUGUUCUAGAAGGUGGAUUCUGUGUCUGCACUGAGAAAUGCAAAUUAAACUGGAUAUUUAUGUAGUAGUGUACAUAGUCUGAGUGUGUGUGUUUUUGGAACUAGGUGAAACCCCACACCAUGCUGCAGUGGUGUGCAAGCUGGCCAAAAUUUGGUUCAUUAUGGAGUGUACACUUCCUCAAAUAAAUGCAGUUUCUACUUUUUCUUAAAGAUUUUUUUCACAUGACUUUUUCCAGCAGACUUGAGGGUGUGCUUGCAGUGCUGUAGUUGCAGUCGCUGGUGUUCCUGGUUUGUGACUCUGUUGUCCUCCUGCUGCUCGGGCUGACCCUGCUCUGUUCUGCCUCACCCAGCCGAGCGCUGGCAAACCCCAGCCUGGCUCCACACCGGGGGCAGCUCCAGCGGAGCUGUCGGGACUGGGGGGGCUGCACUGCCUGGGGCUUUGGAGACGGCUGAACUAAACCCCAGUUUCUCAAGAAUGUGUGUAUGGUAAUAAAGGAAUUUAUUUAACUCUGAAACAUGGGAACAAAUGUGCUUACAUUGAGCAAUGUGAAGAUGUUAGUUACAGGUACAGUACUUCCAAAGGAAGAGCAUCUCCAAAACCCAAAAGAGUAAAUAUGCAUUUGUAUUUUUUGAAGAAUGUGAAAUAAUGGUGUUUGCUUAAUUGCUCAUUUUGUAUGAAGUUAAUAUUGUACUUUGAAAUAUCUGCAAAGAAGUGGAAAUUAACCUUUUUGGAAUUGAAAGCAAUAUUAAUACUAAUGGAAUCCUAAUUAAAUGCUUAUUUAAACAUUGUGUUAUAA